Panicum hallii is the source of this 1178-nucleotide messenger RNA. RefSeq names its product blue copper protein-like. The record is from RefSeq and is a predicted model, not a curated record. Gene Ontology annotation, molecular function: electron transfer activity. The transcript is spliced from 2 exons. Lineage: Eukaryota; Viridiplantae; Streptophyta; Magnoliopsida; Poales; Poaceae. Bases 273 to 1010 code for a protein of 245 amino acids. Gene Ontology annotation, cellular component: plasma membrane.
CCGCGCCGUUUACCUCCGGUGAACAGGUGUAGUGGCACUCCUGCAAUACGGGAGAACUCCGUGGCGGCUUGCACGGCGCCGCCACGAGAGGAUAUGCUACCGCGCCGCUUUAUUUCUCUCUCUUUAGAGCUCCGUCACUCUUUUAAGCCCCAGCUCCCCCAACUCCCAGAGGCCAGAGGACGUCAUCAUCAAUUCAUCAUCCAUCGCUAGCUCAGAGGAGGAGCAGAAUCUGUUCGUCUCUUCCCCGAGAGGCAACCUAGCUAGCAGCCGGGAUGCUGAUGCAGCUCUCCGGCGGCCGGAGCCGGAGCAUGGCCCUGCCGUCGUGCCUCGCCGUGGUGGCGGCGGUGGCCGCACUGGCCGCCGCCCCGCGGGGGGCGGAGGCGUACAGGAACUACACCGUCGGCGACGACAAGGGCUGGUACGACGGGCUCACCCUGCCCGGGGUCGACUACCAGGAGUGGGCCGACGGCAUCAAGAACUUCAGCCUUGGGGACUUCCUCAUCUUCAACACGGACAAGAACCACUCGGUGGUGCAGACGCGGAACGCGACGCUGUACAAGAGCUGCGACUACAACGACUCGGGCCCCGACGACACCCUCGAGUGGUCCGCCGCCGCGCCGGAGUUCAGCAGGGACGCCGUCACCGUCGCCGUGCCCCUCCUCCGGGAGGGCCGCACCUACUUCUUCUCGGGCAACUACGACGGCGAGCAGUGCGAGAGCGGCCAGCGCUUCGCCAUCGACGUCGCGCACGGCCAGGGCCUGCCGCCGGACCUCAGGCCGCCCGCCGCCGACGCUCCCGCGCCCGCGGCCGCCGGGCCCGCAGACGGCGCCGCCGUGCUCGACUUCAGCCACCCCAAGAACGUCACCACGCCCAGCGCGUCGGACGACGACCGCGACCUGAGCGGCAGUGAUGAUGACACCUCGGGCGCCGGCCGGACUCUGGUGGCCGGGAUCGGCUCCGGUCUGGCCGCGACGACGCUGGUCGUCACCGUGCUCUGCUUCGCGGCGUAGUAUGAGAUUUGUUUCAGUGAUGCCUGAAGCAUGAGAUUUGUUGUUGUGAUUUGUUUACUAGUCAAGUAGAAGGGUUGGUUUCCACAGGUGACAUAUAGUCAGUGAAAAUGCUUUCGCUUGUAUACUGUACUACUACGGCCGGCCGUAUUAUAAAAAUAUUUUUACAGA